AUGCGGUGGAGCCCUAUGGUUGUAGAGUCGCUGGAGGAGAUGCACGCAGCAUACGAGAAGAUGCUUAGCGAGGCAGAGAAGCGACUGGCGAAGAUCUAUGAGGCGCCGUUGUCCAGGGCAGAGGCGGUUGAGGAGAAAAGGGAGGGAGAGAAUGGGGAUGCGGGGGAAGAGGAAAUCGAUGAAGAAGUGGUGGUCAUCUUGAAGGAGGCGGAAUCGGGGGAUGCAGUUGAGAGGGUCGAUUUGUGUGAGAGAAGGUUGAGGAUCCUCCCGGAGGCAUUUGAAAGGUUGAAGUCGUUGGUUGUGCUAAAUUGGAUCGAUAAUCAUCUUGAGGUUAGGUUUAAUUGA
Striga asiatica is the source of this 345-nucleotide messenger RNA. The record is from the annotation of a GenBank genome assembly. NCBI's taxonomy places the organism in Eukaryota, Viridiplantae, Streptophyta, Magnoliopsida, Lamiales, Orobanchaceae.